Trichoderma reesei QM6a is the source of this 1206-nucleotide messenger RNA. RefSeq names its product glycoside hydrolase family 18, chitinase (gene chi18-16). Bases 1 to 1206 code for a protein of 401 amino acids. Gene Ontology annotation, cellular component: extracellular region. Gene Ontology annotation, molecular function: cellulose binding; chitinase activity. Lineage: Eukaryota; Fungi; Ascomycota; Sordariomycetes; Hypocreales; Hypocreaceae. The transcript has 2 exons. The record is from RefSeq and is a predicted model, not a curated record. Gene Ontology annotation, biological process: carbohydrate metabolic process.
AUGCUGUCACGCACUCUCCUUACUGCCCUUGGUCUCACGACCAUUGCAGCCGCCGCUCCCUCGCAAACUGUCAAGACCCGUCAAGCUCCCGGAGGCCAGAAUGCCGUGUACUGGGGCGCCACCAACAACGAAAACGACAACCUGUCUACGUACUGCACGGCCAGCUCCGGAAUCGACAUUGUCAUCCUCUCAUUCCUGGACAUCUACGGCGCCACCGGCAACUUUCCCUCCGGAAACAUGGGCAACUCGUGCUAUGUCGGCACAAACGGCGUCCCCCAGCUAUGCGAUGACCUGGCGUCUUCCAUUGCCACUUGCCAGGCCGCCGGCAUCAAAGUCAUCAUAUCUCUUGGCGGCGCCGCCAGCUCGUACUCUCUGCAGUCGCAGUCCCAGGCUGUAGCCAUCGGCCAGUACCUCUGGAACGCAUACGGCAACUCGGGCAACACCACCGUCCAGAGGCCCUUUGGCAACGUCUUCGUCAACGGCUUCGACUUUGACAUUGAGUUGAACGCCGGCAGCCAGUACUACCAGUACUUGAUCUCGACCCUGCGGUCCAACUUUGCCAACGACCCCAAGAACACGUACUACAUCACCGGUGCCCCCCAGUGCCCCAUCCCUGAGCCCAACAUGGGCGAGAUCAUCAGCACCUCUCAGUUCGACUACCUGUGGGUGCAGUUCUACAACAACAACCCCGUGUGCUCUCUCGGUCUCCCCGGUGACGCCCCCUUCAACUUCAACGACUGGGUCUCGUUCAUCUCAACGACCCCCUCGAAGAACGCAAAGCUCUUUGUCGGUGCUCCUGCUUCGACUCUGGGAGCCAAUGGCAAUGCCGGCGGUGCAAAGUACUACGCCACGCCUGAGCAGCUGGCCGGCAUCGUCAACAGCGUCAAGUCCAGCCCCUUUUUCGGCGGUAUCAUGCUCUGGGACGCCGGCUACUCUGACUCCAACGUCAACAACGGCUGCAACUACGCCCAAGAAGCGAAGAACAUCCUUCUCACUGGCACUGCGUGUGGAGGAGAAUCCAGCCCUCCUCCUUCGACGACGACUACCGCGGUUCCCCCGCCGGCCAGCUCUACUCCGUCGAACCCUUCAGGCGGUUCGGUUCCCCAAUGGGGGCAGUGCGGUGGUGAUGGUUACACUGGUCCUACGCAGUGUGUGGCCCCGUACAAGUGCGUUGCCACGAGUGAGUGGUGGUCAUCAUGCCAGUAA